AUGGACGACAUUCUGGAGCGGCUCAAAAUGCUCGACUACGAGCUCGCCUUCCGCGGCUUCACCCGCCUCACCCACACCUACUUUGCCAUGCCCGCGCCAAACCCGAACGAGCAGUUCCACUAUUUCAUGGCGCUCUGCUCAUGGCUGAUGGGACUACUCGGGUCCGCGUGGCAGGCGCCGAGCCAGUCGGAUGAUCCGAACCUCGCCGCACAGUCGCUCCACUCGCAGCUGCAGCAGGUGGGCGCCCCACUCUCCUUUGGCGGCUGGCAGAAGCUAAAGCAGGGGCACGGCGAGCCCUGCUGCGUCAUCCUGCAGUGGCUUCUGCAGCAGGCGAGCGGCCAAGCCCAACGACCGCAUGCGCGUUUGGUAGUCCCGACGCCCUGGCCCGCUGCGACAGAUCCCGAUCGAGUUGGCGACGCCGAGAACGAGGAGGAGGAAUACUACCACGGUGGUGGUGACGAGGCGGGACCUUCGGCUGGCCGGCAGGGCAAGCUGACAGACAACAUCCUUGAGGCGCAGGUUGAGCCAGAGGCUUGGAGAGUUGAGCUCGAGCGGGUAGCGCCGCAGCUCAAGAUGCAGGUGCUAUCGGACCCCAAGGAGUGGCGCAACCGGCUAGUCAACACAAAGUCGCACCAGGCGAAGCUGCAGGCGCUCGCGCCGGAGACGGCCGCGACGCUCGAGCGGCUUGCGGAGGAUCUCGCGCGGACUUUGCAGGCCAUUCAAAACGCCGAGCAGAAGGUCAACACCCAAUGCGCCGACGCGGUCGCGCGCUAUGCAGAGAGAAAGGAUGAGCUGAGGGCUCGCAUGGAGGAGUACAACAAGAAUGCUGACACGAUCAACGCGCUGACCAGUGAUCUUCAGUCCGUCUCGGAGGAUCUCGCCAAAGUGAAGGCGCAGAUGGACACCCGAGGUGCGUCGAUGACGGACACAAAGCCGCUGCUCAAGGUGAAGACGGCCCUUACGCAGCUGCGCACCGAGACAAAACAGCUCGAGAUUCGCAUCGGCGUGCUCACUUCGACGCUGACCUCGAAGAAGCUCAAGGAGGCGAGCAUACCGAGGAACUCAGAGGUUUCCAAGCGCGGCGCAGAUUGCGAAGCGUUCCUUGACGACGACGAUAUGGAGCAGCUCUAA
Emiliania huxleyi CCMP1516 is the source of this 1131-nucleotide messenger RNA. RefSeq lists its product as hypothetical. Bases 1 to 1131 code for a protein of 376 amino acids. Gene Ontology annotation, cellular component: intraciliary transport particle B; centrosome; cilium. Gene Ontology annotation, biological process: non-motile cilium assembly; intraciliary transport. NCBI's taxonomy places the organism in Eukaryota, Haptophyta, Isochrysidales, Noelaerhabdaceae. The transcript has 3 exons. The record is from RefSeq and is a predicted model, not a curated record.